Gastrolobium bilobum is the source of this 1083-nucleotide messenger RNA. RefSeq lists its product as uncharacterized. Lineage: Eukaryota; Viridiplantae; Streptophyta; Magnoliopsida; Fabales; Fabaceae. The record is from RefSeq and is a predicted model, not a curated record. The transcript is spliced from 4 exons. The coding region runs from base 1 to 1083 and encodes 360 amino acids.
AUGGAAGAAAAUCAUAGGCCACCACCACAGAGGACAUUGGGAGAUUUCAUGACUCCCACUGUCAUUCGACCAAUUGGGAGUGUUGUUGGACCCAAUGUGGAGCCCAACAACUUUGAGUUGAAACCUGCAUUAGUACAAUUGGUGCAGAAAGAACAAUUUGCUGGCACUAGUGCAGAAGACCCCUAUCUGCACAUUGAGAAUUUCUUACUUUUGAGCGAUAUGGUGAAGAUCAAUGGUGUGACUAGAGAUGCUAUCUUGUUAAGAUUGUUCACUUAUUCACUGAAGGAUGAUGCAAGAAGAUGGUUACAAUCAUUACCUCAAGGAAGUAUCACAACUUGGGAUGAUCUGCAGAUUAAGUUUUUAGCCCGGUUCUUUUCAGCAUCAAAGAGGGCAAAAUUGAAGGAUGAGAUUACAUGGUUCAAACAAAAAGAAUUAGAGUCUAUCUAUGAAGCUUGGGAGAGAUUCAAAACACUCUUGAGAAAAUCUGGUGGUUCAUUAACAACCAAGACUCCUCAGAAAGCCCUUGACAUAUUUGAAUCUCUAGCAUCUCAAGAAUUUGACAAUGCUCCACUAUUCUCUCAAAAUGUUGCUUCUGUGGACACUAAUUCUGUGUGUGCAAUUUGUGGAAAAGGCCAUGUUACAGAAGAUUGUGAUUAUGGGGGAUCUGCAGAACAAGCAGAAGUGAAUGGGGUAUGGUAUGAUCAGAGGAACCAAAACAACCAGGGGCGAAAUUUGUAUGUUCCACCAUGGAAGAAUAGAAAUCAACACCCAGGGUUCAGUUAUAGUUCUAAUCAUCAGUUGAAUCCUCCACUGCAUCCUCCUCCACCACAUUCUUCUCAACAAGGUGAUACCUCUGCAUGGGAGAAGGCUUUUGCACAGUUAUCUAAGACCACUACAGAAUAUAUUCAGGAAAAUGUUAAGGAAGAUAAGAAAGAAGAUGAAGUAGUUGUUGAAAACAAUUCUUCCCCCAAGAAGUUGAUGAAGUGGGAGAAGAAGAAAAUGGCUGACAAGCAAGACCAGCCAAUUAAUCUAUCUCCACAUGCCAAAGUUCCUUAUCCUCAGAGGUUGAAGCAAGAAAUUUAG